This is a messenger RNA of Babesia ovata, 762 nucleotides long. Its product is annotated as reverse transcriptase domain containing protein. The record is from RefSeq and is a predicted model, not a curated record. NCBI's taxonomy places the organism in Eukaryota, Apicomplexa, Aconoidasida, Piroplasmida, Babesiidae. Bases 1 to 762 code for a protein of 253 amino acids. The transcript has a single exon.
AUGCCGGAUUGGAAGUCGCCCGGGGUGGAUGGGAUAUAUACCUACUACAUCAAGUGGCUCAAGUCUCUGCACAGAGUCACUUACAGGCUAGUGGAGGAGGCAUGCUCGUACGGCAAACCGCAAGACGACUGGUUCUACUGUGGGAUCACCCACCUCCAACCAAAAGGAAACAAACCAGUAUCGGCUUCGCAGUACAGGCCGAUCACGUGCAUGUCUAACUUAUACAAGCUAACUACCCGGUGUGCAACGGAAGCGCUAAAGCGCGAAGUCGCGGGCAGGGGACUACGGUCCGAGAACCAGAUGGGCACGAGGAGCAACGUACAGGGUGCGAAGGAGCACGCGUUGUCGAACAUCGCGCUCAAUGAGAAGCACAACGGACAGUUAUGCGCAGUGUGGAUCGACUUCAUGAAGGCGUACAACUCUAUUGACCACGAAUACUUGGCACUGGUUAUUGAGAACCUGCACUUGCCAGGGUGGUUAUCAUUCUUCGUCAAGCAAACGGUGAAGAAGUGGAAUAUAGAGAUAAGGUGGCACAACAACACUCUCAUGCACAAGAAAGUCGAGCGGGGCAUACUACAGGGUGAUAGCCUGUCGCCUCUCCUCUUCGCCUUGUGCUUGGACCCGCUGAGCAGGCACCUGACCCGCCUUUUCCCCACGGUGGAGCUAGACCUGCCAGGCGACCGGAUCUUCGCGACAAAUCACUUUCUCUAUAUCGACGACCUCAACUUUUCGCCCACGAGGAGAGCACGAUUAUCGGCAUGA